AUGGCAGGCGGAGGACUAGACGACGAGCUGCUCGAGCUCGCAGGCGGCUCUGCUCGACAGAUCGACCUUAGCUCCGAUGAUGAAGGCGACCGCGUCCGAACAGGCUCGAAACGCGACUCCAAACCAUCCACAUCCUCCUCGCUCGCCAAGAAGCGUCGACUGGAUCUGCUCGAUGAGUCCGCCUCAGGGUCGGACGCAGAUGCUCCAGGCUCCGACGAUGAUGCCGCUGGAUCCUCAGCAGACGAGCGAGGCGAUCCGUAUCCGUACCAUGGCAUCUACAAGUCGGCAAGGGACAUGGAGCAGCUGAUGGCGAUGAACGAGUUGGAGCGCGAAGACAUCCUGGCCAGGCGUAGAGACGAGAUCAACACGCGCAGGCAGAAGUCCGAGCUCGCGGCGCUCGUGAGGGCGCAGAAGGCGGCAGCUGGUGCGACUAAGAAAGCUGUCUCCAAGAAGCGUGUCGUCCGGGGCGGUCGAGGCGGUAGGAAGGGAGCAGACUCGGACCUGAGUGAGCAGAGCGAGGAUGACGACGAGGACGAAGAGGAGGAUGCCGAUGGCGAUUCCGACUUUGCCUACGGCGGUGCAGCAACAGCGGCCAAGAGCAGGAAGAAGAAGCUACCCGGUCAGACCGACGCCAAAUCCGCCAAGCUCUCGGAACUGCGCAAGAAGCGACAGCAGAAAGCGGCUGGCGUGUCGCGCACCGCCGGCCUCGACUCGGACGACGACGCUGCCGCCGCCCCAUCCAAAUCGCGUCGUCGAGGGUACGCCUCGUCCGACGACGAAGUGUCCUACUCUGACUAUUCGGACGAGGACGACUACCCACGUCGCUCGCGUCCAUCCAAACCGGACCUCUCGUCGUCGCGCGACUCCUCCGACCCACCGACCUUGGCGGAUCUUAACGCAGCCCGCAUCACGCGCGACAACGUCGAGUCGCGUCUCUACGCCCCACGCUUCCGCGAAGCGCUCAUCGGCGGCUUUAUCCGCUACAACUGGGGCACGCGUCCCUCGACGUCCAACCCGGGUCGCACCGAAACCGUCUACCGCAUCCAUCAGAUCACCGACGUUCACGAGGCACCCGGCAAGUUCUACGACCUUUCCGACGACCGUUCGGGCAAGUGGUGCAACGUCUACCUCACGUUCGAGCACGAUGGAGAGGAGCACCAGGCCAAGAUCAACAUGCUGAGUCGUGGCGAGUUCAGCGAGUCGGAGCGCGAGAGGUGGAUCGCCUUUGUCAAGGCCAAGGGCAACUUGCCUGGCAAGGGGAGGGUGGGGAGGAAGGCGGAUGAGCUGGAGAAGUUCUUCACCAGCCCACUGACCGAGGCGGACAUCAAGGGGAUUCUGGAGACCAAAAAGCGAUUGAGGACCGAAGCGGAGAGUGUGAUGGGCAAGAGCGUCGAUGGUCCUCGUGGAGGGCUCAACACGCCGGGUGUCGCAACACCUACGGCAGCAGGCGGGGAUGUCCAGCCUCAGAGCCUGGAGGCGCGACUCGCCGCGGUGAACGAGCGCAACCGUGCCCUGGAUAGGAGCAAGCAGUCGGACGUGGAGAGGAAGGCGAGGAACAACAAGCUCGCCGCCUUCCAAGCUGCCAAAGCGCAACAGCAGCGGGAGGAACGUCAGGCUCAGCAGGGUGAGGUCAAGGACGGGGAGGCGGACGGCGGCGUGCAGCUGACGAACGAGAAGGUGGGUCACACCGGCAUGGGCAACGGCUUCGUCGCGGUCAAGAACUACGCCACGCUGGUCGAGGUCGAUCUGGGCGACUUUUGA
Molecule: messenger RNA, 1761 nt
Organism: Kalmanozyma brasiliensis GHG001
Lineage: Eukaryota; Fungi; Basidiomycota; Ustilaginomycetes; Ustilaginales
Product: Plus-3
Exons: 1
Coding region: 1-1761 (586 amino acids)
Molecular function (GO): DNA binding
Source: RefSeq, a predicted model, not a curated record